Messenger RNA from Anisakis simplex (herring worm), 1191 nucleotides. Lineage: Eukaryota; Metazoa; Nematoda; Chromadorea; Rhabditida; Anisakidae. The record is from the annotation of a GenBank genome assembly.
AUGGCAGCAGCACAAAUAGCUAAACGAUUCAGCAGUUCAGAAUUGCUCAGUCAAGAUUCUGAUGCUCCCAACAAAGUGAAACAUCCGAAUACGAGCAUUUUCCAGGCUCACAAACAUCUAAAAGUGCAACACGCAGAGUUAUGCAACGACUAUGAUCAACUACGCAAGGCGUUCAUUCUGUUGGAGAAGAAGAAUGACGCAGAGGAGCGGCAUUAUAUUGGUGAAAUCGAAAAGUUACAAAAAGAGAAGCAAGCGGCCAUCGAUGAAUUUCAGUCGUAUACGGAGGAGAAAAAUGAGCAGUUGGGUGCCGAGCAGGUGAGGCUUCAACGUGAACUUGUCGAAGUGAACGCCACGUUACGUGAAAUAAGACGUGAGAACGAACGUGCUCAACUCGAAAUCCGCGAUGCCUAUGAAGAACAAAUCAAUCGGCUCACAUCGAACGCUCUCGCUGAAUCGAGAAAAUUAAGUCUAGAAUUCAAAUCCCUGAUCAAAGUUCCGUUCAGAAACCGUGACGAAUCUGGUGACAAUGAUGCAUUAACACUGGAGUUGGAGAUGCUUCGUGAACGUUAUCGUAUGCUGGAUGAACAGUAUCGCAGAUUGCAUGAGGAUGCCGAGAGACGUCAAUUUGAGAGUGAUACCAGGAUUAGGAAUCUGGAAGGUAGUCUAAUGGAGAGGUCAAUGCGUGCCACACGAUCAGCCAUUAAAAUUGAGCAACUUUCACUGGAAGUGGAAAAAUAUCGUCGUAAUUUGGAGCAUAAUAAUGGGGAAUUUGAACGCUUACAAGGAGAAGUUAAACGACUUCAGAAGGAUAAAUUGACCGUCGAAAGGGAGUCAAUGGAGCGAGACCAAUCUUUAACAGAUCAAUUGUUAACGCAAUCAAUGCUAAUUGAUAAAAAAUUGAAUGAGGUAGAAAAAGUAUCCGCAGAUAAAGAUAGUCUUAUCAAGGAGUUACAAUCGAAACUAUGCGAUACUCAACUCCAACUGAAAAGCCAAACUGAUUCUGUGAAAGACUCUCUGAAGGGGACUGAAGACUUGGAGCGUCAAGUUGCUACUCUGAGACAAGAACUGAAACAAAAUGAAAGCGAGUCAAAGCUGACAGUUGAUAAGUUGAAGUGGGAACGUGACCGAGCCAUUCAGAAUCUGGCUGAUUUAAGGUUUACUAACAUUCUUUCGAGUUUCAGUCAAAACUGA